Molecule: messenger RNA, 3188 nt
Organism: Nicotiana attenuata
Lineage: Eukaryota; Viridiplantae; Streptophyta; Magnoliopsida; Solanales; Solanaceae
Product: copper-transporting ATPase RAN1-like
Exons: 9
Coding region: 148-3126 (992 amino acids)
Biological process (GO): monoatomic cation transport
Cellular component (GO): membrane
Molecular function (GO): copper ion binding; ATPase-coupled monoatomic cation transmembrane transporter activity; ATP binding
Source: RefSeq, a predicted model, not a curated record
UUUCCAGAAUUCCCUCUUUGUAUACUUACAAAUUCAAUGUCUUCCCACUUCCAUGAUCCCCAUUUUCUCUCGCUACAUAUGCAUAUGCAUAUAUUAUACUCCAUACAAAAAAUCAUUCCAUACAUGUGAUUCUCUCGUGGGUAUUAGAUGGCUCCUACAAUGAGGGACGUGCAGUUGACGGCUGCCGGAGAUGGCGCCUUUGAGGAAGUCAGAUUAUUGGAUGCUUAUGACGAAGAGAAUUCUGAUAUAUUGAACGGUAAUUUGAGGAGGAUUCAAGUAAGAGUUUCGGGAAUGACGUGUGCAGCUUGUUCAAAUUCCGUGGAACAAGCUUUGAUGGGGGUUAAUGGUGUUUUUAGAGCUUCUGUUGCUUUGCUUCAGAAUAAGGCUGAUGUUGUUUUUGAUUCUAAUUUGGUCAAGGAUGAAGAGAUUAAAAUUGCUAUAGAAGAUGCUGGGUUCGAGGCAGAGGUUCUUGAAGAACUAAGUGCAUCUUGCACAAGCCAACAUGGAACUGUAUUAGGACAGUUCACGAUCGGUGGUAUGACAUGUGCAGCUUGUGUAAAUUCUGUUGAAGGAAUCCUAAGAAAGCUUCCAGGAGUAAGAAAGGCAGUAGUUGCUUUGGCUACAUCACUAGGCGAGGUUGAAUAUGAUCCAUCCAUAAUCAGUAAAGACGAUAUAGUGAAUGCAGUUGAAGAUGCUGGUUUUGAAGCUUCCUUUAUACAGAGCAGUGAGCAGGACAAGAUUGUACUUGGGGUGGUUGGAGUAUCUGCUGAGAUGGAUAUGCAGUUGUUAGAAGGCAUUCUUUCCAAGUUGCAUGGUGUCAAACAGUUUUAUUUUGAUAGGAUAUCAAGAGAACUAGAAGUUGUCUUUGAUCCUGAGGUUCUUGGCUCAAGAUCCUUAGUUGAUGGUAUUGAGGGAGGAAGUGGCGGAAAGUUUAAGUUGCUUGUUAAGAACCCUUACACAAGAAUUGCUUCUGGAGAUCUUGAAGAAUCCUCAAGCAUGUUUAGGCUAUUCACAGCAAGUUUGUCUCUCAGUGUUCCUCUAUUUCUCAUGCGAGUCGUCUGCCCUCACAUACCUCUGCUUUAUGCUUUAUUACUUUGGCAGUGCGGUCCCUUCCUAAUGGGUGAUUGGCUAAAGUGGGCUUUAGUGACUGUUGUCCAAUUUGUCAUUGGUAAGCGUUUUUACGUUGCAGCAGGAAGAGCACUUAGAAAUGGUUCCACAAACAUGGAUGUCUUAGUUGCAGUGGGAACUACAGCUUGCUAUGUUUACUCUCUAUAUGCGCUACUUUAUGGUGCAAUUUCUGGAUUCUGGUCACCCACUUACUUUGAAACAAGUGCCAUGUUAAUAACAUUUGUACUUCUGGGAAAGUACUUGGAAACUCUUGCAAAAGGAAAGACGUCAGAUGCUAUCAAAAAGCUCGUAGAACUGACUCCAGCUACUGCUACAUUGCUUGUCAAAGAUAAAGGUGGAAGAAUCAUAGGACAAAGAGAAAUAGAUGCUUUGUUGAUUCAACCUGGUGAUAUUCUUAAAGUGCUUCCUGGUGCAAAAGUUCCAGUAGACGGUGUCAUUGUAUGGGGUUCAAGUCAUGUUAACGAGAGUAUAGUCACUGGAGAAUCUGUUCCUGUUCUGAAGGAGGUCAAUUCAGUAGUCAUUGGAGGUACAAUCAAUUUACAUGGUUCACUUCACAUACAGGCUACAAAAGUUGGCUCUAACACAGUUUUGAGUCAGAUUAUAUCGCUGGUCGAGACAGCGCAGAUGUCAAAAGCUCCUAUUCAGAAGUUUGCUGACUAUAUUGCAAGCAUUGUUGUCCCUACAGCUGUAACUUUGUCUUUAUUUACGUUCUUGGGAUGGUAUGUUGCUGGGCUUCUUGGAGGCUAUCCAGAAGAAUGGCUGCCAGAAAAUAGCAAUUAUUUCGUGUUUGCUCUCAUGUUUGCAAUAUCAGUUGUGGUGAUUGCAUGUCCAUGUGCACUUGGUUUGGCCACUCCCACUGCUGUUAUGGUUGCAACAGGGGUUGGUGCCAGUAAUGGUGUGCUGAUAAAAGGAGGAGAUGCAUUAGAGAGGGCACAGAAGAUUAAAUAUGUGAUAUUCGAUAAAACAGGUACUCUGACCCAGGGAAAAGCUACAGUUACGACAGUAAAAGUUUUCACAGAGAUGAAUCGUGGAGAAUUACUUACACUUGUAGCUUCAGCGGAGGCUAGCAGUGAACACCCCUUGGCUAAAGCCAUACUGGAGUAUUCUCGCCAUUUCCAUUUCUUUGACGAACCUUGUGACACCAAGGAGUCUCAAAGUAACAGUGAACAAGCCAAGUUCUCUGGAUGGCUUCAUGAUGUCUCAAAUUUCUCUGCCUUGCCUGGAAAAGGCGUGCAAUGCUUCGUAGAAGGGAAAUGGAUCUUGGUUGGUAACCGGAAGCUGAUAACAGAAAAUGGGAUAACCAUACCUUCCAAUGUAGAAAGUUUUGUUGUAGAGAUGGAAGAAAGCGCCAGGACUGGCAUUCUUGUCGCACGAGAUAAUACUAUCGUAGGUGCUAUCGGGAUAGCAGACCCACUGAAGAGAGAAGCAGCUGUUGUUGUAGAGGGGCUCCUGAAAAUGGGCGUCAAACCUGUCAUGGUCACUGGCGAUAAUUGGAGAACAGCUCGUGCAGUUGCUAAGGAGGUUGGCAUUCAUGAUGUUAGAGCAGAAGUAUUGCCUGCAGGAAAAGCUGAGGUCAUCCGUUCAUUUCAAAAGGGAGGAAAUGUAGUUGCUAUGGUAGGUGACGGAAUCAAUGACUCGCCUGCAUUAGCUGCUGCUGAUAUCGGUAUGGCAAUUGGAGCAGGGACUGAUAUCGCAAUAGAAGCUGCUGAAUACGUGUUAAUGAGGAGCAACUUGGAGGAUGUUAUCACAGCUAUAGAUCUGUCGAGGAAGACAUUUUCCCGUAUUAGAUGGAAUUAUGUCUUCGCCAUGGCAUAUAAUGUGAUUGCAAUCCCAGUGGCUGCUGGUGUUUUCUUUCCUUUAACAAAGCUCAAGUUGCCACCGUGGGUAGCUGGUGCAUGCAUGGCUAUGUCAUCUGUAAGUGUUGUAUGUUCUUCUCUGCUUCUAAAGAGAUACAAGAAACCCAGACUCACUGCUAUACUGGAAAUAACUGUAGAAUAGGGAUAAGGUAAAACAUAGUAAUAAAAUUGAGCAAGAACUGGAAAUCAAGUCUUUUUUGUAUA